CCAGAACCAUUUCUCUUAAUCAUUAUCAUAUCAUGGUCUAUCAAACGUUUGAAAAAUUACUUUUAUAACAAAUUUCUUUUGAAAAUAAUAAAACUUUUAAAAACCGAAUUGAACUACACGAACUUCCUUCGAUGCUCGGACAACAGCUCGGAGAAGAUGGUCCCAUUCCAGGACACCAGCAGCGAUGUAUUCUUUCAUGUUGGCAAAAUUCCAAUCGAACAAUUACGGAACUACACCACUAUGAAACUUGAAGAACAUUUGGGGGAUGUGAAAAAUAAGCCAUGGCUACCCCUACAACAUAUCAAGGAUGAGCUUGUCAACUGUAUACAACUGUUAUUCGGCUCCGUUUCCAGUAACGAGUUCAAGUACGACAAAGGUUUGUACGGAUGGAUGAGUAUGAUGAAGUUUUCUUGCGUACCACUUAAUGAAAACUACAUUUUGUAUGGAAUGGCCUUCACUCGAGCAAGAUUUCGUCUGAAACAGGUUUAUUUGAGGAGGCAGAACACGUACUGGACGACGUCUGGUCGAAGUAUAAUCACGAGAGAUGUACAAAAAAUUGCCGAAGUUUUUGCAAUUCGUCAUUCGAAUUUUGUCAUGGAAAAUGCCGAAGACGAACUGUACGCGAUGCACUCUAAGAAGACCAAAGGAAAUAGCAGCGAAAAUGGUAAUAACGUUUUUGAAGCGCAUUACAAUCAUCGCAUUUUGCACGCAUUACGGUCUAACAGCUCAAAAUGCACAAUUUCUGUUCUAGGUUUCUCUCUCUUAGUAUCUUCAGUUAUUAUAAAUCUUUCAAAUGAACUUAACGACAAGGCCUGUGAAAUGCUUGACUCAUGCAGUAAUCAGACUUGUUCAAUGACAACAAAUAAAGUCUUCACGGACCGUACCGAUGAUACACAAGCUCUGAUAUUCUAUCAAACUUCUCGCCCAUUUUUCAAAUUUGACAGCCACAAAAGGAAGACUUUGACUGAAUCACCUUCUUUGAUAGUUCAAAGCGAUGUUAUUGAUCAGCAUCUUCAUCCAUUUUGCUGCUAA
Molecule: messenger RNA, 1032 nt
Organism: Haemonchus placei
Lineage: Eukaryota; Metazoa; Nematoda; Chromadorea; Rhabditida; Trichostrongylidae
Source: the annotation of a GenBank genome assembly